This is a messenger RNA of Eremomyces bilateralis CBS 781.70, 854 nucleotides long. RefSeq lists its product as uncharacterized. The transcript has a single exon. Lineage: Eukaryota; Fungi; Ascomycota; Dothideomycetes; Eremomycetales; Eremomycetaceae. The record is from RefSeq and is a predicted model, not a curated record. Bases 44 to 796 code for a protein of 250 amino acids.
UGUCACUCCUUUUGGUCAACCAACCCUGACAAACUCAGCAGUCAUGGGUAUCCAAUCUAACAUCCUGCUUUCUGCAGGCCUCAUCGCAUCUCAUGUCCUCGCGGCUCCCCUGCCUGGUGCUGACCCUCAAGAUAUCAGCACUAGCGUCCCGGGCGGCGGUGUCGCCUCGCUGGGCAACUUCGGCUCGUCGGUAGCAUUUGAGCCGGGCACGGAGCCCGAGCCGCUCCCCUAUUGCGAACCAUGGUGGUGGUAUUUCGUCUAUCCCGACUACGAUCCGGAUGCGGAAGAGAACGGCUCGGUGUACGUCUCCGCCGGCAGCGGAACCACCAGCUCCGUCACAAUCGAUAGGCGUCAGACAUCCUCCAUUGGCAACGUCGGCAGCAGCGUGAGCUUCGAGCCAGGUGCUACGGCGGAAGAGCCAGAAGAGGCCCCGGAGUGCCAGCAUCGCCCUCGCCCGAACCCGGAUGGCAAGCACAAGCGUGGCGACGAUCCCGGUGCGAUAUCCGCCAUCGGUAAUGUCGGUUCGACCGUCACAUUUGAACCGGGUGUGGAAGCAGAGCCAUCGUGGCCUGGGCGUCCGGGGAAGGGGAAGGGAAAAGGAAAGGGCAAGGGCAAGGGCGGUGAUUGGGAUGACGGGCAUCAUGGAGGUGACGGACACCAUGGAGGCGACGGACACCAUGGAGGCGACGGACACCAUGGUGACUGGAACGACGGAGACUGGAAUCAUGACGAUAAGCCUGAACCUGGCACCAUUUCCGUCAGUGUGAGCGGCGACGAUUGGAUCCACUCAUCCUAAGUCAUGGAAGCAUAUAUCUGUGUGUAUGUUCGACAGCCGUAUCUGAUGCAUUCGGUCC